AUGGCUCUGAAGGCUGAAUUUGAUGAACACGGACAAGGACGUUCGAAACCGGUUGAAGCUUCGCAGCAGAAAGAACGCAGGGGUUUGGAUCACUAUGAUGAAAAGUUAAAAAAGGCCAAUCUUCGGUGGGAUCCCAGCAAGGAGGAAAUAUUUAUAGAGGAAAAAAUCGAUUGGUUUAUGAACACAAAAGAGCCACCGUGCAUCAAAGAUCUAAACAGUUGGAUAAAAGUCGGACCAACAUACUGUACGACUAUGACUUUGUACUGCGAUGCAGCAGUUUUAAGUGGAGUGUUAAGCUCGAAAUUAGUGCUCGAAAAUUUGGACAAAAACGAGAUAGAACGAGCGCGAACGAGAUCGAAUCCUUUUGAAACGAUUUACGGUUCAAUAUUCCUCAACAGAGCUGCUGUGAAGAUGGCGAAUUUGGACAAAGCUUGCAACUACGUAUUGACCACCCCAAACAUAUUGGGAUCCGACGAGCUCUUGUAUUUUGCCGAUGUUUGCGCUGGUCCCGGUGGUUUCAGCGAGUAUGUGCUAUGGCGGAAGAAGUGGCAUGCCAAAGGUUUUGGCUUCACAUUACGAGAGUCGAAUGAUUUCAAGCUGGAAGAGUUCUAUUCGGGUUCGCCGGACACUUUUCAUCCGUUUUAUGGUCCCAAAGGCGACGGAGAUGUUUGUAAUCCGGAAAAUCAAGAAGCAUUCAGACAAAUGAUCAUGCGACAAACGCAUGGACAUGGUGUCCAUGUCAUGAUGUCCGAUGGUGAUUUUUCGGUCGAGGGGCAAGAGAAUAUGCAGGAAAUGCUAUCAAAACAGUUGUACCUCUGCCAGUGUCUCGUUGCAUUAAUGGUCGUUCGUGAAAGAGGACAUUUCGUGACAAAAUUGUUUGACAUCUACACUCCCUUUUCCGCGGGUCUCGUUUACAUAAUGUCUCGAUGUUUCGAAAGCAUUUCUAUAUUCAAACCGAACACAUCGAGACCAGUUAAUUCCGAGCGCUAUCUCAUUUGCAAAGGGAAACAUUCGAACGUAGCGGAUGUGAUUGAAUAUUUUUCACGUGUUAAUCGUAUCUUGUUGAACCAAGACAGAAAUCAAGACGCAAUGCAACUCGUGCCCCAUGAAGUCCUGAAGGGAGACAAAGAAUUUUUCAAAUACUUUAAAAAUUCAAACGAAGUUCUCGGCCGACGACAAAUCGUUGGACUCCAAAAAAUCGCUGCUUUUUGCGAAGACGCCACUCUCAUGGAGAAUCGACAAACUGAGACGAGAAAAAUGUGCCUCAAACAUUGGAACUUGCCUGACAGGAUUCGUACUAUUCCUCGGAUGAGUGCACCCGGAGAACGCUUGAAAACUAUCAUGAAAAAUUCCACCAUGAGGUUUAUGACGACUCAACCUGAGACACUCAAGAUUUCGAACCUCCCCAAAUUAUUGAAUGUACAUCACGAUUGGUUCUGUAUGAUUUGCGAGUCUUCCAAUCAAAUCAACGACGCAUCCCCUAGUUUCUAUAUUGGACUCGGCGGAUCGAAAUCUUACCGUUACGACAACGGUACUUGGAUCAGAGUUCCAAAUCUUUAUUUAUGCCCCGACACUCUGAUUUUUGCUGAGCUUGUCACCGAAUUACGAGGCCAAUACACCCAGCAGACGAGUACGAGUGCUCUUCACAUUCUCGACUCUUAUUUUCUGGGAGGCGAGAACGUUAGUCAAAAGUACAUCGAAGAGAGGUACAAAUUGACGAAGUUGUACACCGAGGCUCUCUGGAAACCGACGAACGGCGAAUGGAUUCGCGUAAGAGCGAAAGAGUUGCAUCCCCUGACGGAGAAUCUCGAGAAAAAAUUUAAUCUUCAGCUCCGUACGUUGAAACAAGGUACUCAAGUGUUAACGCACGUAUCAUCGCGAGAUAGCGCCCAAUACGAAGGCACCGAUGACCCUUAUUUCGUAGUGCCGAACAGCGUUGUGUUUUUCAAGAGCACUGCACUUCAUUGGUCUCGACAUAUCAGUCAGACUUCUGGUUAUCCUUAUUUUUACAAUUGCAAGAACAAUAUGUCUUACUACGAAAUGCAAAAGCCAGCAUGCGCGAAUGCUUCUUUCGAGGAAUCGUUUGAGAAUCGUUUUGUUUGGUAUUGGUCGCCAGAUUCGACGUUGACGAGAGAAAGUUUAUUUGAGAUGAUCCGUAACAAGCGGGUGCAACCGAUGACUAAAUAA
Venturia canescens is the source of this 2187-nucleotide messenger RNA. Its product is annotated as cap-specific mRNA (nucleoside-2'-O-)-methyltransferase 1-like. Gene Ontology annotation, biological process: 7-methylguanosine mRNA capping. Gene Ontology annotation, molecular function: methyltransferase cap1 activity. NCBI's taxonomy places the organism in Eukaryota, Metazoa, Arthropoda, Insecta, Hymenoptera, Ichneumonidae. Bases 1 to 2187 code for a protein of 728 amino acids. The transcript is spliced from 2 exons. Gene Ontology annotation, cellular component: nucleus; cytoplasm. The record is from RefSeq and is a predicted model, not a curated record.